Molecule: messenger RNA, 3740 nt
Organism: Carcharodon carcharias (great white shark)
Lineage: Eukaryota; Metazoa; Chordata; Chondrichthyes; Lamniformes; Lamnidae
Gene: efcc1
Product: EF-hand and coiled-coil domain containing 1
Exons: 7
Coding region: 1-1944 (647 amino acids)
Molecular function (GO): calcium ion binding
Source: RefSeq, a predicted model, not a curated record
AUGGAUAGAUCAGAAAGUUGCGAUCCCUACAGGUGUCCAGCUCGCCGGACCCAGUGGAUCGUCAGCGCCUUGGCUUAUCACUACGGGCUGGACCGGGGCGUUGAAAACGAGAUCAUUGUCCUCGCCACGGGUCUGGAUCAGUAUCUGCAGGAAAUCUUCCACCACUUGGAUUGCGAGGGUGAGGGCAGGAUUCCCGGGGAGGAUUUCCAAACCCUGUGCGAGAUCCUGGGACUGGAUGGAACCUCCGAGGCGGAAGAGUGCGCGGGAAUCCUGGAGCAGCUGCCCAAGGAGCUGAGUUUCCGCCAGUUUCACGCCAAGCUCUGCGGGCAUUUCAGCACCAGGGCCGGCUGCCAGUACGAGACCGGCCGGUUGCUGGUGGGGAAGGAGAGCGAGCACAUCGAGACCCAGAUCCGGCUGAGGAGCCCCCUGAGGCGGAGGAAGAAAACGAUUUGCGGCGGCCAGUCCGCUCCGUCGUUAUCUGGAUCGGAGGACAAGCGCCAAAGGGCAUCCUCGCUCGACAGGCAGCAGCGAAGGGGACUGUCUUGGAGGCAGCACGACUCCUGCAGCAAGGAAUGUUACGAGGACAUCGUGGCCCUGGAAGAGGCGGAAGACAAGAUCGCGAAGCUGGAACUGGAGAACGAAAGCCUCAGGGAGCUGGUGGAGGACAUGAGGGCCGCUCUGCAGAGCAGCGAUGCCCGGUCGCUGGCCCUGCAGGUGGGAUUGUGGAAGAGCCACGCCAGGCAUGAGUCCCAGGACUGCUUCCUCGCCUGGACGAGGUCGGCCACUUACCGGAAUCUCCGGAGCAGCGCCAACCAGAACCAGGGGCUGCAGAGCGUACUGAAGGAGAUCGAGCUGAUCCGCAGCUCCAGGGAUGGGCAGAUCGAAGAGGCCAUCAGGUUCAACCAGGAGAUGGAGAGUGAGCUGAGCCGAUCGCAGGAUGCUCUGCUGAAGUUGGAAGAGUGCAACAGGAACCUGAAGCAGGAGCAGUUACAGAUGAGGAAACGAGUAGAAGAGGCGCGCCAAGCGUUGUUGGGAAGUCUAGAGAAGGUGAAGGAACUGGAAACUAGAGCUAAACAAGUUCCAUUCUUACAGAGAAGUGUAGCACAAUUGGAAUCAGAGCUGCAAUAUUACAGGUCAGAGGUUAGGAAGUUUCAAUUCCCACAGCCAAGCACUCAAGAACGGAGGCCCCCGCUUGCAUUGUAUGAGUGGAAGGGUGGUUUACCUGCACACCAGGAACGUAGAUCCCCAACAGGAGAUACAGAAACAUCAGCUUACAAUAUUGAAGAACAGCUGUUCCGUUCAGUAGAAGGACAGGCUGCCUCAGAUGAAGAGGAUGAAAAGUGGACUGAAGAUCAGAAGAGUCAGGUGAAGGAAGUGAAGAAACUUCUGACCAGUCUUUGUUGCUGUGGGAAUGGCUGUGAUGAUAAGACUAUUAGAAAGCUGCUGUCAGAAUUUGGGAACAUAAGGAGUGAUGAGAGCAACAGUGCAGUUCUGGAACUGGUUGAGAAAGUGGCAAAAUUAAAGGAGCAACUGGAGUUAAAGGAAUAUAAAACUCAGCAAAUGGAAACAAACAUGCAUCAGUUGAAAGGGUCCUUACUGUGUGAACUCCAGCAAAAAGUGGAUGAGACUGAACUGCUUCAGAUGGAGCUGCAGAUGUUAGAGACAGAGAGAGUACGACUGUCACUAAUUGAAGAAAAACUGAUGGAUGUAUUACAGCUCCUGCAGCAACUACGUGACCUUAAUGUGUCUAGGAGAUCACUAGGAAAAAUCUUGCUCAGCACUUUGGAGUCCUGCAAUAACCCACAGCAUGGAAAGGUUCACAUCCUGGAGGUAUUGAAUGCCUUGUAUCAUGAACUUGCUGCCUGUGAGCUUCUGUCCGGCAAGCCUUUGGAAAAGGCCCAGAGUCACCAGUCCCUGGUGAAUCCACUGCUUAUCUCAUGCUGAGGAUCUGCAAACUGGGUUUUCCUAUUUGUUAUCAAGCACUUCAAAGAUUUUCUGUAUAGCUACAGCUCCUGUAUUCUGAGCAAGUUUGUAAAAAUGUCAUAUGGCACCUUACUUAACAUAAUGUUAAACCUGUCAGCUAAAAUAAUUCACUUUAGUAGACAGAGACUUAACUGUAUAAUUUUAGUUCCUAAUUAUUAAUCUCUUAUUUGAUGAAGCAACAACUCGAGAUUUAUCCAUAAAGCAUGGUCAACAAAUGCAGUUGGCUCAAAAGAAAUAGUUGUGUCUUUCAAUAUUAGGUGAACCAGAGACUUAUUAAUAUUAGGAGGCCCAUAAAAUAUUGAAAAGGUUUUAUAAGAAAACAUACCUUAUUAGCUCAAACUGUAUACUGUUUGAGAAGAAACAUGAAAUGAAAUGCAUAUUUUAUUCACAAACAGACACAACAAAGUUGUGCAAAAUGUCAAAUAUUGACAUUUAAAAUCCUGCUCAGUACCCCAAAGUGUACUAAAUAUUUACAGGAUCAGGCCAAAUGACAUACAUAAGUGCAGUAGAAGCAUCUAAGGACCUAUGGAUAGAAAGCUACUUCAUAUUAAUGGAAUGAAAUGCUGCAGCCAUAAUCCAGGUGCAUGAUGUCAGUGAAAACUGGGUGGAGGACAUUUUUUUAAAAUAUCAGUGUAAAUGCUGAUAGUCCAUUUGAUAUUAUUUCAAUAAUGUAUAUAUGUAUUUAUUCCUAUGCCAUAUUACACAAGGAAACAUAUCUGACAAAUUUAAAGGAUGGCAUAGCUCUAAUAUAGUAGCAUUUACACUUUAUUCAGAUGUUUGCAAUUAGCUGAGACUAACAUUUCCAUUUUGUAAGUGGAAUUAAGCAAACUCAGAGCCAUGAAAGCAAUUUUGAUUCUAACAGAUAAUUCCAUUGGUCCAGAGACAUUAAAAUUAAUAGCAAACAUUUCAAAUAUGAAAGUAGUCAGUAUUUUUUGUCUCUUUUUAGGCUAUUUGCUUUUUAAAUUAAUUGACAUCACAUCAGUAAGAUGUGAUUUUUGGAGGUGAAGUCAUUAGCAAGCCUGUACACUGCUUCUGGCUGGGAAUUCAUCAAAAAAAAAUGAAGGGAGCUUUGUGGCUGACGGUGUGAAUAACCCAGCAUCAAGGCACAACCACAACUUCCGGCUCUAAACACUGCAGUUAAUGGGCAGGUUGCCCACACAGUAUUAUUUUGGCAACAAACAGUGACUAUGACUGGCUCCAGAGUGACUGCUUGGUUCUAUCUAAAGCUAAAGCUUGUGGGGUGCUUGGCUCUACAUGUGGUUUAAAUCCCCAAAAUAAGCAGUGAAUGAUCUGUCAGAUUGCUUAAGACGCGCUCAGACAUCCAUAAACUGUCCCAUUUACAACGAGAAUUAACUAACAAUUAGUUGGCUUGUCCUGAACUUGGGUGAAUGUGUCUCAAAGUUUUCCUUCAGAAGUUUUGUCGAAGGCUGUAUAAUAAAAGACUGUACUAACAAAGAGGAAGUGCUCUGUCUGAAAUAGAAGGUCCACAAUUGAAAGCAUAGACAAGGCUUGGUAAUGUUGAAGUGGGUAGUUUGUACGUGCAAAGUGGCAGUUGCUUUGUGUGCAUUACCAAUCAAACCUCAAGAUAAAUUUCAAAAAUAAAGUCUGUUACAUAUUUUUAUACCGGAGAGGGCAGAGGCUAAUCUGUUGCCAGCUGCUUAAUCUGCCUUGCACUUUGAGAGUGAGGCAAGCAUAUAAUGUCCUUAUUUUAUACAUGUGACUUUUAAAAAUAAAAGCAAAGCAUUUUUUCUCUGUCA